CAACGCAACCUGGAUAUGCUCAGCAUGUCUUGUUCAAACAAGCCACCUUUCUAUUAACCCAGAUAGGGAAGGGUAGUGAAGGGCAGAAAGCUGGCGACUGCCAUUCAUGUAUAGAAAGACUUUUUGCAACUGUUUUCCUUCCUGAAGCCUGAGGAACUGAGGGGCAGGGUGGCUGUGGUGUGAGUCAGUGUCAUCUUACAUCCUGCUAUCAGCAUCUGAGCGCCGGAGACGCAGCAGCAAACUGUGGGGUGGCAGCACUGAAUGGACAGAAUAUGGGGUCAGAUGAGGCCUACAACUUUGUCUUUAAGGUGGUUCUAAUAGGAGAAUCUGGUGUAGGAAAGAGCAAUCUGCUGUCCCGCUUCACCAAAAACGAGUUCAACCAUGACAGCCGGACAACCAUCGGGGUGGAGUUCAGCACACGGACAGUGCAGCUCAGCGGCUUCACCAUCAAGGCCCAGAUCUGGGACACAGCCGGGCUGGAACGAUACCGGGCCAUCACUUCUGCGUAUUACAGAGGUGCUGUUGGAGCCCUGCUGGUCUAUGACAUCACUAAACACCUGACUUACGAGAGUGUGGAGCGCUGGCUGAAGGAGCUGUUUGAACACGCUGACCCCCACAUCGUCGUCAUGCUGGUGGGCAACAAGAUCGACCUGAACUCAGAGAGAUCUGUGCCCACUGAGGAGGCACGAGCCUUUGCAGAAAAGAAUGGUUUGUUGUUUCUGGAGACCUCUGCUUUGGAGUCAACUAAUGUGGAGGCAGCAUUCAACAGUGUCCUCACAGAGAUUCACAGGAAGGUGAGCAGUAAAGAAGUGGUUCGGGGCUCCAUCAGUGCUGUGACUUUGAACAGAUCCAGAGCAGAAACCACAGAGGAGAAGAAGCCCUGCUGCAGGAACAUCUGAUCACAAGGUCCUGAAGGAGCCCAGAGGCCUCCAGGAGGGCAGCAGGUGAAAUCCUCCUUCACCCACAACUCUGAUCAAGAGCUCGAAGAGAUGUGGGCGAGACGGCAACCAUGUUAAUGGUCCUGGCUUCAGUGAGGCCACUUUGAAAUGACUGAUUUUCAAAUUUUACAAGCUGCAUGGUGGUAUAAGGUAUUCAAAAGAUCCUUCCUACGUGUGAAUGAAUGUAGCUGGAGGCCACCAUCAACAGCUGGAUAUUAACUGUGUUUCCUCUAAGUUAAUAUAUUUAUAAUCCAUGCAGAGAAUUGGAAUAAUGUAGACAUAUCAUGGCAUGGGUGAUGUUUUUAAUGAAAAUGACACAUGACGGUUUUUGUGUUUUCUGAAAAUCAACUGACUGACUGGGUGAGUUGAAUAGAAACUGCAGUGUCCCUCCAUGUAUGGACUGUGAGUCUUGCUGUCACUGCUGUGCAUUUGCGCCAGCUGAUGAUCACAGAUGAGUCAGAUUGCAUUUCUGUUAAGAAAUAAACAACUUAUGGAGA
Messenger RNA from Scatophagus argus, 1435 nucleotides. RefSeq names its product RAB25, member RAS oncogene family b (gene rab25b). The transcript has 5 exons. Gene Ontology annotation, molecular function: GTP binding; GTPase activity. Gene Ontology annotation, cellular component: recycling endosome. The coding region runs from base 273 to 899 and encodes 208 amino acids. The record is from RefSeq and is a predicted model, not a curated record. Lineage: Eukaryota; Metazoa; Chordata; Actinopteri; Scatophagidae. Gene Ontology annotation, biological process: exocytosis.